Messenger RNA from Nicotiana tabacum (common tobacco), 978 nucleotides. NCBI's taxonomy places the organism in Eukaryota, Viridiplantae, Streptophyta, Magnoliopsida, Solanales, Solanaceae. The record is from RefSeq and is a predicted model, not a curated record.
AUGAUAGAGCGGUGGCAACCAGAGACGCACACGUUUCAUCUACCCAUCGGCGAGGUGAACAUCACGCUUGAAGACGUGAAGGUUCUUUUCGGGCUGCCGGUUGAUGGGUUACCUGUAGCUUACCCGCAUGCUCUCAGAGACUAUACGGGAUUGCAUUACCUGCAUAUGUUGCAGCGGCUCACCGGAUUCCAGCCAGCGGAGGAGACGGCAUUGAGUGGAGCCACUCGUUUGCAGCUGACGCUCGUCCAGCAGCAUCUGGAGGCGAUGAAUGCGGAGAUUACGGAUGAUUCACCGUCGGAGUUUAUCGAUCGACACACGAGAUUGGUGUUGCUGCUGAUGUUUGGUGGUGUAGUGUUCCCUAACAUUUUGGGAAACCUAGCAGAUGUGUUGGGAUCCAUGGGCACCCAGAGAGACGUUGCCGGAUUUUUACCGCUGCUGCAGGUUUGGGCCUGGGAGCGAUUCCUGCAGUUCCAACCACCUCUAACACCCAUCACUCCGGAUGUACCACCUCCACCAUUUCUUCCUCUUGGAGGUGGGUUGAUAGGUGAGGAUACGAGCGUGAGGUCGAGGCUCGACAUCAUCUCCCCUAUUACAGAGAUUUGUUGGAUUUGCUUGAAGGCAUGCAAGUUCUUAAAGAGGCCAUACAACGACGUGCUCAUAGCUGGUUUGCUCGAUUAUUGCUCCUGCGGCCGAGCUAUGUGGAGCUCUUCUAUCCUACUGAUAUGUCUCGAUAUUGUCGAGCAUCAUGCCACCGAGGUUGACCAGACAUACUUGGACUGGCUAGAGGCCCAAAUUAAGCUUUGGGACCAGAGGUAUGACCUGAUUCCUCCACCCCCUGCACCUGAGCGUAUGGAUGGCGAGCAUGAGUAUAUGGGAUGGUAUCGCAGCGUUACCCGACUUCAUGUCGGGAAUCCCGUUCAUUGCGUUGGUGGUCGGUAUAUUCCAUACGCUGGGAGGCAUGAGGCACAGAUGCUGUAG